Molecule: messenger RNA, 394 nt
Organism: Periconia digitata
Lineage: Eukaryota; Fungi; Ascomycota; Dothideomycetes; Pleosporales; Periconiaceae
Source: the annotation of a GenBank genome assembly
AUUCAACGAAUGCACAUCUCCACUGGAUCGUUGGAACGUCGUAUACGUCACUACGUCAAAUGCGCCCAAUUCAACGAAUGCGCCAAGUUCGUCGUCAUAUUCCAGAGUUUUGAGGUUGCUGAUGAACUCUCCGCGUUUCGCCUUAUACGUGCUCACAGCCUCCUCGUAUUCAUUUGACGGUUUCUGGUGAUUUGGAUCACACGACCCAGUCCCGGAUCGCUUUUCCGUGUUUUCUUCGAUCUUUUUGAUUUCAGAUUCUGCUGGACUGCACCAAUCACGGAGGUACUCCACCAAGGCUUUUUCAUUCUUAUGGCUCGGACCUUUCUCUUCGAGUACUUGAUUAAGCUUGAGGAUGGCUUCGUUGAUCAAUUUUAUCGCGGCCGCAUAGUUUGAC